GAAACCGACACGUGAUGCGCGCCUGCAGAGUGCCAGCUCCUCCAGCUCCGCCAAGUAGGUGGGAUCCCCUACUUUGCAGAGGAGGAAGCCGUUCAGGCCUCCCUGUGUGCACUUUGCAAACGCCUCUGCCCUUCCAUCUCGAAUCCCUUGGCACCGAUCGCACUUCCUUCGCCUGGAAACCUGGAGUCUCUCGCGAGACAUCCUCCGCCCUGUAGAAGGCCGUUUCGGUUCUUCGUGCGCGGUAGCCGCCCCACUUGCGGGAUUCCAAGGCCUGCCUAAUCGGGCGCCGGUGUGUCUGGCUGUGGAUUCGCCGCCGUCCCACUGGACACCUGGAGGCUCGAACCCCGCCGCUCCCAGAUCCCAGGCUUUGCUCCCACCCCGGCUUCCGCCCACGGUGCUGCACUUCCUCGGACCUGGGCUGUCGGGAGAGUCGGAGAUGUUCACACUUCCUCAAAAGGACUUCAGUGCUCCCACCACCUGUCUGGGCCCCGCCUGCAUGCAGGACCUGGGCAGUAGCCAUGGGGAUGAUCUGGAAGGAGAAUGCUCCAGAAAACUGGACCAGAAGCUGCCAGAGCUCCCUGGAGUGGGUGAUUCUGCCAUGCUCUCCCCUGAUACCUCCUACCUGUCCUCUAGAGGAAGAAUGAUUAAAUGGUUCUGGGAUUCCGCUGAGGAGGGCUACAGGACCUACCACAUGGAUGAGUAUGAUGAGAACAAAAACCCCAGUGGCAUCAUCAACUUGGGUGUCAGUGAGAACAAACUCUGCUUUGACCUGCUGUCCUGGCGGCUGAGUCAGAGCGACAUGCAGAGAGUGGAGCCGUCCCUGCUGCAGUACGCUGACUGGAGGGGACAUCUGUUCCUCCGGGAGGAAGUGGCCAAGUUCCUGUCUUUCUACUGCAAGAGCCCAGCGCCACUCAGACCAGAGAAUGUGGUUGUCCUGAAUGGUGGUGCCUCGCUCUUCUCUGCUCUGGCCACGGUGCUGUGUGAGGCUGGGGAGGCUUUCCUGAUCCCCACUCCUUACUAUGGCGCCAUCACACAGCACGUGUGUCUCUACGGCAAUGUCCGACUGGCCUGUGUCUACUUGGACAGUGAGGUCACUGGGCUAGACACACGCCCCUUCCAGCUCACAGUGGAGAAGCUGGAGAUGGCCCUGCGAGAAGCUCACUCUGAGGGUGUGAAGGUCAAAGGCCUCAUCCUCAUCAACCCCCAGAACCCUCUGGGUGACAUCUACUCCCCGGAAGAGCUGCAGGAGUACCUGGUAUUUGCCAAGAGGCACAAGCUGCAUGUGAUUGUGGAUGAGGUCUACAUGCUGUCCGUGUUUGAGGAGUCAGCUGGGUACCGCAGUGUCCUAAGCCUGGAAAGGCUGCCUGACCCCCAGAGGACCCACGUGAUGUGGGCAACCAGCAAGGAUUUCGGGAUGUCUGGGCUCCGCUUUGGCACACUGUACACAGAAAACCAGGACGUGGCCACUGCCGUGGCUUCCCUCUGCCGCUACCACGGCCUCAGUGGCUUGGUCCAGUACCAGAUGGCACAGCUGCUGCGGGACCGUGACUGGAUCAACCAGGUGUACCUGCCGGAAAACCAUGCCCGGCUCAAGGCUGCCCACACCUACGUCUCGGAAGAGCUCAGGGCGUUGGGGAUCCCCUUCUUGAGUCGUGGGGCCGGCUUCUUCAUCUGGGUUGACUUGAGAAAGUACCUGCCCAAAGCCACCUUUGAGGAGGAAAUGCUGCUGUGGCGCCGCUUUUUGGACAACAAGGUGCUGCUGUCCUUUGGCAAGGCCUUCGAGUGUAAAGAGCCUGGUUGGUUUCGCUUUGUCUUCUCAGACCAGGCCCACCGGCUUUGCCUGGGGAUGCAGAGGGUCCGGCAGGUGCUUGCAGGCAAAUCCCAAGUGGCUGAAGACCCCCCUCCCUCUCAGAGCCAGGAGCCAAGUGACCAAUGCAGGUGAGCUGGUCAUUGUCUCGUGGCCAGAGGGCCCAGCAGCCACUGUGGACCUGGCGCGUUCCAGGGCUGCAGAAGACCGACUGUGGAUGUGCCAUUUGCCAGGAAGGUGUCUAACUUGGCUUUGCGCCCAAAGAACUGUUUCUUGCCUUUUGCUGUAGCCGUGAGAAACUCCUUAAGCUGUGGUUCAGCCUGGGCCCUCCCUCUCUCCUAUUAAACAAAACUAGGAGAGUCCAGAUGUCUCCAUUGUGAGUUAUUUAGAAUGGAGGAGUCGUGACUGCUUCUAACCAGAGCCUCAGCCCUCCUGAGGAUGUGAAAAGAAAACAAACAACCUGUACCUUCUUUCUGAUAGCACCAUCAUUCCUCUUUCUUUGUCACCAUGGAAACGAGUCAAAGGAACAGCACAUACAGGAGAGUGUGCAGAAAAAUAAAAAAAAGUGAUAACUUCCAAA
Molecule: messenger RNA, 2387 nt
Organism: Cercocebus atys (sooty mangabey)
Lineage: Eukaryota; Metazoa; Chordata; Mammalia; Primates; Cercopithecidae
Gene: ACCS
Product: 1-aminocyclopropane-1-carboxylate synthase homolog (Arabidopsis)(non-functional)
Exons: 15
Coding region: 437-1942 (501 amino acids)
Biological process (GO): biosynthetic process; amino acid metabolic process
Molecular function (GO): pyridoxal phosphate binding; transaminase activity
Source: RefSeq, a predicted model, not a curated record